AUGAUUGAACUUGAAGUGGAUCACUUGAGUCUCACUCAGUACAAGGUACAGUCUGGGAACACAGUGACAGUUCUCAUCAGAGAAUCCAUACAGGUGUUUCUGAUGAAUGACAAAGGCGAGCUACACCCAUAUAAGAUACAGCAUGGUGAAACUGUCAAAAAGUUCAAACAAAAAGUACAUCAUAAAGAGGGGAUCCCACCAAAUCAGCAGAGACUCUUUUAUGAAGAUCAACUACUGGAAGAUGGCAGAAAAACGGAAGAGUAUUGUAUCAAAGUCAAUGUCACCAUUAUUCUCCACCUUCAGCUUGUAGGAGGCUCACACUGUUCAUAA
This is a messenger RNA of Polypterus senegalus (gray bichir), 330 nucleotides long. RefSeq names its product ubiquitin-like. Bases 1 to 330 code for a protein of 109 amino acids. Gene Ontology annotation, cellular component: nucleus; cytoplasm. Gene Ontology annotation, molecular function: protein tag activity; ubiquitin protein ligase binding. The record is from RefSeq and is a predicted model, not a curated record. Lineage: Eukaryota; Metazoa; Chordata; Cladistia; Polypteriformes; Polypteridae. Gene Ontology annotation, biological process: modification-dependent protein catabolic process; protein ubiquitination. The transcript has a single exon.